Acanthocheilonema viteae is the source of this 994-nucleotide messenger RNA. Lineage: Eukaryota; Metazoa; Nematoda; Chromadorea; Rhabditida; Onchocercidae. The record is from the annotation of a GenBank genome assembly.
GUGCGAAAUGCUGGCAAUGGUUGAUCCUUCAGCGCUAACAUCGGAAGCAUUAGCACGGGCAGCAGUGAUACUUUCCGUUGGUUUACUAUUAAUGUUUUCGGCAGUUAUUUCCAUAACAAUAACAUUAUGUAACGAUGCACUCCGUGAUGUCAUCGGUUAUUAUAUGGUUUCUUUAUCAGCGGCAGAUUUGCUCUGUUCAGUGGCAAUAAUACCUACUAGCAUGUACAGUGCUUUAGCACCAGAUUGGCAAUUUAUGGGUGAUAAUUCGUUGGUUUGUAAAUGCUCAGUAUAUUUAGAAAUAGUUCUAUUGGCUAAUACUGCCUAUACCCUUGCAUGGAUUGGUAUUGACCGAUAUGCUGCUCUAAUGAAACCUCAAAGAUACGAAGCGGAGCAGACCAUAACGAGGUGUAAAUGUUGGAUUGCGUUCACAUGGAGUAGCACUGUACUCUUUUCGUUGCCUAUUAUUGUUGCCCGCAUGAAGGUCUCCUAUUACCAUGCAGCGGAAUUGUGCCUGCUUGAUUGGUCAGCAACAACGGCUUAUAGUGUAACAUUAGCCUCACUUAUCUUAGUACCUUCUACUUGCAGUAUAUUAUUCACUUAUUGUUCAAUUUUCUGGGCUAUGCGAAAUUCACAUGCGCUUGAAGACAAUCAACGUUUAUUGCUGGAAACGGAUCACAAUUUUGCUCUUUCCUUUUUCGUGCUCAUUGCUUUCAUUCUCUCUUGGCUGCCCGUUAUCGCUGUCCGUUUCGUCCCACAGUCGAUGCUUAGUCCAGCAGAUCUAUCAACAGUGGAUUUCGUUUUUGUAUGGCUUGCAAUCGGUGGACCUUCCUCAAAGUUGCUCAUUUCAUUGUUCAUAAAUCAGGAAUUUCGUGCUGCACUUGGCCAAUGUAUCUCUGCUCUCUGUCCAUGUUGCUGCUUAACAUCGUCAGCCACUCGUCAAAGGCGCCGACUGGAAUACAGAAGCCUUUCUGACCGACGAGUCCAUUCUAGCUGA